This is a messenger RNA of Plodia interpunctella (Indianmeal moth), 1219 nucleotides long. RefSeq lists its product as uncharacterized. The record is from RefSeq and is a predicted model, not a curated record. The coding region runs from base 17 to 682 and encodes 221 amino acids. Gene Ontology annotation, molecular function: gamma-glutamylaminecyclotransferase activity. Lineage: Eukaryota; Metazoa; Arthropoda; Insecta; Lepidoptera; Pyralidae. Gene Ontology annotation, cellular component: cytosol. The transcript has 4 exons.
UUUCUAACACAGAUUAAUGAGCGUUGUGUACAAUGGCGGCCUUUUCAAAAGCAUAAACAUAUUUUAUGCGUAUUUUAAUGUCUUUUUCUUUGUUCGACUUUUAAUUUAUACAAGACUUAUGCUGACUUCUCCGGCAUUUUUACUGAAAAGCACUGGACAACAUUUCCGUAGAUCAUUUAAAUUUAAACCUAUGCUACACAAAGUGUUUGUCUACGGCACACUGAAGCGGGACGAGCCGAAUCACUAUUGGUUAACAAAACCUGAAAAUGGACUGGGCAAUUUUAUUGCAGAAGGGACAACGAAAAACAAGUAUCCGUUGAUAAUAGCAACAAGAUAUAAUAUCCCUUUUCUAUUGUACAGUCCUGGAAACGGACAUAAUGUGAAAGGAGAAGUUUAUGAAGUAGAUGAUACUAUGCUGAGUAAAUUGGACAUCCUAGAAGACCACCCUAAUUAUUAUAUUAGAGAAAUUGAUUAUAUUGAAAUCAUAAAAGCUGGCAAAAAAGAAGUUGAAAAGUGCUGGGUGUAUUUCCUUAAGAAUUUCAAACCGGAGUUGCUUCAUAGGCCGACUAUGGAGUGUUACUCCUCAUCAGGAAGCCAUGGGCUGCCCUACAUGGAAAGGUCUAAGCGAGAUCCUCAUUAUAACUACAAAGUCGAAAUUCAGGACUUUAAAACCUCUACAUAAGUGUAAAAAUCACUUUGUCUUUAAGUGUAAAGUCGACAUGUAUUUAAGUCUUAAAGUGUAAAGUCGACAUGUAUUUAAGUCUUAAAGUGUAAAGUCAACAUGUAUUUAAGUCUUGAAGUGUAAAGCCGACUUGUAUUUAUGUCUUGAAGUGUAAAGUCGACAUCUAUUUAAGCUACGAAUACACUAGGCAACAUUUGACGGGCAACAUAUCACUCUGUCUCACGCAUUACCACUGACUCGAGUGAAACAGCACACACAGUCGAUCUCACUCAUGCAAAUUGUAAUGAAAAGGAAAGAACGAUAUGUUGCGCGUCAAAUGUUCUAGGGAACAUUUGACGUGUAUCUGUGGCUUAAGUCAUGAAGUGUAAAGAUGACUUUUAUUUAAGUCUAGAAGUGUAAAAGUCUCGUUGUUUUUUUUUUUUUUUUCAAUUAAUAUAUUUUUUCUAAUUACAGUAACAACGAAUCUACCGUCGAUGAUUUGGAUGACGUCAUUAAAAAGUGAUAAAUAAAUAGACAUUCCUGAUAUGUAUUUCUUUU